This is a messenger RNA of Chaetura pelagica (chimney swift), 423 nucleotides long. Its product is annotated as structural maintenance of chromosomes protein 4-like. The record is from RefSeq and is a predicted model, not a curated record. NCBI's taxonomy places the organism in Eukaryota, Metazoa, Chordata, Aves, Apodiformes, Apodidae. The transcript has 3 exons. The annotation marks the transcript as partial.
AAGGAGGAGGAGGAGGAGGAGGAGGAAGAAGAGGAGGAAAAGGAGAGGGAGGAAGAAGAGGAAGAAGAGAAGGAGGAGGAGGCGGAGGCGGGGCCCGUUCCCGCUGUCCCGGCUCUACCCCGAGUAGCGUCCCCCCGUUUCCAUGGCGACGAGUCCCUGGCGCGGCCGCAGCGCCCCCCGCUGGCGGGAGAGGUGGCCCUGGUCACCCUGAGUCACAGCUCGGGGAUGUCCCCACCUGCCCAGUCCAACCAGUCCAGCCAGACUGGUGGGGGUGACGAGGUUUUUGUGGGCCACUGCCUGUCCUCCUGGGCAUCUCCUCUCAUCUUUGAGCUGCCAGAGGAGAAGUUAGAGAUCCAAGGAGGGGAGAAAGCCAAGGAGCUGAGCCCAGGGGCUGGUGGCCUGGCCCAGCAGCAGUGGGGUUAA